This is a messenger RNA of Triticum turgidum subsp. durum (durum wheat), 627 nucleotides long. The record is from the annotation of a GenBank genome assembly. NCBI's taxonomy places the organism in Eukaryota, Viridiplantae, Streptophyta, Magnoliopsida, Poales, Poaceae.
AUGGACGCGGCGGCGCAGGCGGGGAGGAGGAGGCCGUCGGAGGUGAGGGCGGAGGGGCUGAUGCGGGGCGCGUGCGCCGCCCUGGCGACGGCGUCGGCGCUGCUGAUGGGGCUGGACACGCAGACGGAGACCGUGCUGCUCAUCAGGAAGAAGGCCACCGUCAAGGACGUCCACGCUCUCUGGGUGCUGACGGCGGCGGCCGGCGCGGCGGCGGGGUACCACCUGCUGCACCUGCUCCGGUGCCUCUACCUCGGCCGCUUCGCCCACAACCCCUGCCGCAACAGCAAGGCCCUGGCGUGGGCUUUCCUCCUCCUCGACAAGGGGUGCGCGUACGUGACGUUCGCGGCGACGGUGGCGGCGGCGCAGGCGUGCCUGAUCGCGCUGGACGGCGCGCAGGCGCUGCAGUGGAACAAGGUAUCAUCCAAGAGUCCAAUACUGCUUAUAGUUGAACACCACCGUGCUGUGUGCAAAUUGAGCAAAAAUAUGUUCUUCCUGACAGAACAUCAAUUUAUCCAAGAAAGGAGAAAACCUGAUCCGGAAGUAAAGUCCAUCUAUAAUUCUAUUAGACAGGGAGAAAUAUUAAUAAGAGCAGCAAGCACUCAAACCCCGAAACGGACGAUCCACUAG